GGGUGUACCAGAAAUCCAAACCCUGUAGAAAACUGAGCUCAAUCAAAGUACCGUAUUUUGACCCAGCUUUUUGCCCACCUCUGCCGAAAAUUCUGCUAAAAAGGAAAGCCCACCAACUUUGUAUGUAUGUAUCCACUAACUAAAGGGGAGAGAAAGUUGAGUGAAAGUACCAAGUUUUGGGUGGUGGUACUGUUCUGUUGGAUUUUGGAUAUAUAGACGACUCUCUCUCCCAUAUGAAAAGAGAUCCUUCCUAACUUGCUGCUGCCUGCCUCUGGAUGAGCGGAGGAUAUGGGUCAAGGGUGUGUGUUCUUUACUCUUCUUGUGCUACAUAGAGUUCCGACUGCUUUGAAGUAAGUAUACGAUACCAACGAACCAAGUAAGUAAAAGGCAAGGAAGGAAGAAGACAGAUCAGCUUUUAAUAUAGCACACAAAGAGGAAAAAGGUAGUUGGUUCGUGGAGCGGUGACGGUGAACAAUUGCAGGAAUUUUUUGCAAAUUUUGGUUUUUGCAAAAUCGGGAAGAUUAAAGAAGGGAAGUUUACGAAAUUAAGAAACUUUGUGAGUCAUCAAUUAUUGUACGAGUUACCUGAUUUUCAUAUCACUACAUAAUUCUAUUCCGGAAGUGAAGCUAUUUAUUUCCACUAUUAUUUCCUCGGAGGAAAAGUAAAUAAUCCCCAAUUUCCAAUCCAAAAUGAUGAUGGACGGCGGCGGUGCAUUCGGUGGAGCCAAGGCGGGCGCGGCCUUUGACCCGGUCACAUUUGCGAAGAAACCCCCCGUCAUUUUGAGAGGGCUGUGUCUCGUGAGUUUUCACAAAUUAAAUUAUUUCAUAUUCAUAAAUCAGAAACAUUUCAAAAUUAUUUUAUUUUAUUCCCAGCUCUUCGCCAUCAUCGUAUUCGGCUGCAUUUCCUCCGAAGGUUGGCGAUACGACCGGACAAAACGAAGGGAAACCUGUCUCUUCAAUGACGACGGGAACGCUUGCAAUUUUGGCGUGGGGAUCGGUGUUAUCGCCUUCCUCGCCGCGAUCGGCUUUCUCGCUGGCGAAUAUCUCUUUGAACAGAUGUCCUCCGUGAAAACGAGGAAGCAUUAUGUCCUCGGAGAUUUGGCAUUUUCUGGACUUUGGGCAUUCCUCUACUUUGUCGCAUUCUGCUACCUGUCAAACGAAUGGAGUAAAUCGGACGACCCACCUGGAGGUGUCGGAGUUGGAAAUGUCAAAGCUGCCAUUGCGUUCUCCUUCUUCUCCAUUUUCUCAUGGGCUGGAUGUGGAUUCUUUGCUUACACGAGAUUCCGCCAAGGUGCAGAACAAGCGUUCGCUCCAGCAUAUGAGGUCGAUUCUGGAGCGAUGCCAGGCGCCACGGCGUACUCGUCUUAUCCUGGCGGACAGGACAUGGGCCCCGGGGGAUACUCCGAGCCACCCUUCAACACUGGGAGAGGUGGUGGAAUGGAAUAUGCCACACCAACCUAUUAAACUCUGUCUGUAGACAAGAUAACCAAUGAACAACGCAUCUUAUCAACUUCAAGAUAACCACUUUGAGUCAAACGAAGGUAAAAAAAUGAAUUUCCACACCACACCACACCUGACAAACUAACUCUUCUAGUCUCCCAACCAACUACUGUAUACCGUGUCAAAUCAAGUCAGGUUUUCAACCCUCAUUCAUUCAUAAUCAAUAAUAAUAUACAAAACCAAGCAGAAAUUGGGGGACGCAGUCAGUCUUAAAAGAAAUCAAAUUGAGGGAAGAAUUACUUAAUAAGCACACACAAUAAUAAUACAAAUACCGGAAAAGUAUUCAAUUUACUGACUUCCAGCAAGAAAUUCUCGCCCUUCCAACGAAUAUUUAAGUAUAAAGAACAAACGGGAACUGAAAAUUUGGAAGCGAUAUUAUAGCCUAGCCACACCUGGUCGGUUAACUGGAAAAUAUUAUUAAAUGUUCAUUAAACUAAAUAUACAAGCAUACCACAAUUAACUACAUAAAUACAUAUUAGAAAUAUUGUGUGAUUUCUCAACUAAAAAUGAAUCAAUCUAUCAUCUCAUCUGUCUCAAUUCUAAAUAAAAUUGCAUGCCACAUACAUAAAUAUAUUUUAUUCUGCAUGAUUAAACUAAGGAUUAAUUCGUUUAAUUGUAAUUAAUCAAUCACGGUUAACUUUAUUAGUGAGCUUAUCCGAGCUGUUAAAAAAGCCAUCAUAUUAAAAAAAAUACGUUCCUUUUACUUACGUAAUAAUUCCACACAAUAAUUUCGAAAUUUCGAAAAUAAUUCCACAAUAAUUUCCAAACCAGCCAAUACAGAAAACUUUGCAAUAUUAUUAAACCUCAUAAACCAAUCAAUACAUAUUUACCGUCAAUAAUUAAUUUACAAUUAAUCAAAUAAUUUACAUAUUAAUUACUAAUUAAGAAAAUAAUACUUACCAAUAAUUAAACUAACUUUAAUCAUAAUUAAUUAGCAUAAAAAAGCAGCAAGCAAUUCAAAAGCAGCCAGCGAAAACUAACCAAGCAAACCUCGACCUGUACAGUCAACGCGAAAAAAAUCAGCACCGGUAAAAAAUUGUCUACCAUUUAAGAAAUAAUUAAGUCUAAUUAAAAUUAAUUAACCUAAUAA
This is a messenger RNA of Folsomia candida, 2589 nucleotides long. RefSeq names its product synaptogyrin. The record is from RefSeq and is a predicted model, not a curated record. The coding region runs from base 690 to 1463 and encodes 257 amino acids. The transcript is spliced from 9 exons. Gene Ontology annotation, cellular component: neuromuscular junction; synaptic vesicle membrane. NCBI's taxonomy places the organism in Eukaryota, Metazoa, Arthropoda, Collembola, Entomobryomorpha, Isotomidae.